This is a messenger RNA of Delphinapterus leucas (beluga whale), 3447 nucleotides long. The record is from RefSeq and is a predicted model, not a curated record. Lineage: Eukaryota; Metazoa; Chordata; Mammalia; Artiodactyla; Monodontidae.
UAGGUUCAGUGCUGGUCACUGCCCUAUUGUGGGUGGGUCCAGGACCCUGAGGCACUGAGGCUGCACUUCUUAGCUGGCUCUGGGUCUCUGCCUUGCUCAGAGGCAGGGUCAGGGCCCAAGGAAUUUGAGCCACACUUCUGCCCUGGCUAUAGGCAGCGCUGGCCCUGAGCUGGCUCUGCUUCUUCCCUGGUGUGUGCACACGCAUUUGCAAUGGUGAUCUUUGCCCUAAUAGGAGAAGUGCUGGAGCAGAACAGGCCAGAGCAGGAGUUCAGGGCAGGCUGGAGUACACACGGGGCCAUUCUGGCAGGCUGGCCAAAGCCCCUGGCAGUUUUCAAUCUGAUGUCUCUGUGCUGGGGCUGAGAGCAAGCAAGUUUGUUAUCCACUCUUCAAGAGGGUGGAGGUCUUGACCAAAUCUCUUCUCUUCCCUUCCUACCGAACUCCAUGUGGUUUAUUCCUUACAGCCUUGGUUGUAAAAGAGCUGUUCUUCAGGUGGUUCUCAGCAAGAGUUGCUCUGUUCCCGUGUAUCAGCAGUGCCCCAGAAAGCGUUUCCCUUCCUGAGACUCCAGGGAAGUCUUGGAACACAAAGAACUUGAAGAGGGAGCCUGGCCAAAUAGAGAUUUUUGAGCCUUUGUAGCCUUGCUAAAGCAGAUUAUUAGUACAAACAAAAUCAAAGUCUGUGUGUUCCUAAAAGCAGCAUUUUCAUAAUAGAACUAAGAAAUAUCAAGAUUUAAAGCAUAAAUACCUUGGAACACUCAGAAGAGCAACAUGGGAGAAACUGAGAAAAGAAUUGAAACUCAUAGAAUAAGAUGUCUUUCCAAGUUGAAGAUGUUUCUGUUGGCAAUAACAUGUGCGUAUGUAUCCAAAACACUAUCCGGAUCUUAUAUGAAUUCCAUGCUCACACAAAUAGAGAGACAAUUCAACAUCCCAACAUCUCUAGUUGGAUUUAUUAAUGGAAGCUUUGAGAUUGGAAAUCUUUUGUUGAUUAUAUUUGUGAGUUAUUUUGGAACUAAACUGCAUAGACCUAUAAUGAUUGGUGUUGGAUGUGUGGUUAUGGGCCUUGGGUGUUUCUUACAAUCACUACCUCAUUUCCUCAUGGACCGAUAUGAAUAUGAAUCUACAGUUUCAGUUUCUGGUAAUUUGUCUUCAAACAGUUUCUUGUGUAUGGAAAACGGAACCCAGAGUUUCAAACCAACAGAAGAUCCAUCAGAAUGUGUGAAGGAAGUUAAAUCAUUAAUGUGGGUGUAUGUACUAGUUGGAAAUAUUAUACGUGGAAUUGGUGAGACUCCCAUCAUGCCUUUGGGUAUUUCCUACAUAGAGGAUUUUGCCAAAUCUGAAAACUCUCCUUUAUAUAUUGGGUUUAUAGAAACAGGAGCUAUCAUUGGUCCUUUGAUUGGACUUUCGUUAGCGUCAUUCUGUGCAAAUGUUUAUGUUGACACUGGAUCGGUGAACACAGAUGAUCUGACCAUAACUCCCAUUGAUACUCGUUGGGUUGGUGCAUGGUGGUUUGGCUUUUUGGUUUGUGCAGGAGUGAAUGUGCUUACUGCCAUUCCUUUUUUCGUUUUGCCCAAAACGCUUCCAAAGGAAGGACUAGAGGAUAUGGCUGAGACCGUUAAAAAUGACAAAGAAGAGAAACAAAGCGAAGUCAGGAAGAAAAGGGUUGGAAUCACUAAAGAUUUUUUACCAUUCAUGAAAAGUCUUUUGUGCAACCCAGUUUACAUGCUUUUCAUACUAAUAAGUGUGCUGCAAUUCAAUGCAUUUGUCAAUAUGAUCUCCUUCAUGCCUAAAUAUCUGGAACAGCACUAUGGAAAAUCAGCUUCAGAUGCAAUCUUUCUCAUUGGUAUUUAUAACUUACCUCCAAUAUGCAUUGGAUAUAUAGUUGGUGGUUUAAUUAUGAAGAAGUUCAAGAUUACUGUCAUACAAGCUGCCCACAUAGGAUGUUGGUUAUCUUUAAUUGAGUACCUUCUCUAUUUUUUGUGUUUUCUCAUGAUCUGUGAUAAUUCUUCAGUUGCUGGCAUAACCACCUCUUAUGAAGGAGUGCCACAAGAUUUACAUGUGGGAAAUGUCAUCCUUGCUGACUGCAACAUGGAUUGUAACUGUCCAACUAAAAUAUGGGACCCUGUAUGUGGAAACGAUGGUUUGUCAUACAUGUCAGCUUGUCUUGCAGGUUGUGAGACAUCCUCUGGAACAGGAAUAAACAUGGUGUUCCAAAAUUGUAGCUGCAUUCAAACACCAGGAAAUUCAUCUGCAGUUCUUGGGCUAUGUGACAAGGGACAGGACUGUUCCAUGAUGCUCCAGUACUUUUUAAUCUUGUCGGUGGUCAGCAGUUUCAUCUAUUCUUUAUCUGCCAUCCCUGGAUAUAUGGUUCUCCUGAGGUGUAUCAAGCCUGAAGAGAAGUCUCUUGGUGUGGGAUUACAUGCAUUUUGCACAAGGGUAUUAGCUGGAAUUCCCGCACCUAUAUAUUUUGGAGCUUUAGUGGACUCCACAUGUUUACACUGGGGUACUUUGAAAUGUGGUGAGUCAGGGGCAUGUAGGAUAUAUGAUUCCACCAACUUCAGAUACAUCUACCUUGGAUUGCCAGCAGCGCUAAGAGGAUCAAGCUAUAUUCCAGCCUUUUUAAUCCUCAUUAUUUUGAGGAAGUAUCGUCUGCCAGAGGAAAAUGCCUCUUCAGAAACUAUGCUUGAGGCCAAGUUUACAGGGAAGGAAAAUGAGGGCAAAGAGACGGACCAAAAUUCCAAAGUUUUGAAUGAUGAUGAAUUGAAAACUAAACUAUAAUGCUCUUUUAUAUCAUGCUUUGCAGAAUUGGAGAACACACUACAACUUAAUUGUUUUUAAAAUCAAUAGAGGUACUUACUGCAGGUAAUAUUUCCUUGUCUUUAAGAACCUCAACAUUUUUCUUUACUCAAGGUAAAAAAAUGUUCACUGAUGGUAUUUCUGAAGGAACAAUGGCAUUUGAGAUUUUCCUCAGAGGGACAUUUAUAAACAACCUUCAAAGUAGGAUAUUAGAACCAGCUUUAUUUUUAUGUUAAAUUGUUAAAACAGCAAUUUCUCUUUUCACUCAUGCAAAAUAAGGGCAUAUUUCCCACAUCUUUGCCAAGUGAUUCUAAAAAUUUCCUAUUAUGAAAAUCUAUUUAAUUCCAUUGAAUUUCUGCUUUGAUAUCAGGAUUAUUUCGAGACUGAAAUUCUUAUCUCCUUAUGUGAAUAUUUAAGUAUUUUAUUCAAAUUUAUCACUUCAUGUGAAAGAGGAGUAAAUCUUUUAAAUCUAUUUUGGAAUUGUUCUUUACCUCUUCCUAUUCAUUCCAGACAUGAUUCUUUUAAAAUAGAUUACUCACUAAUAUGCCAUCACUUGAUUUCAAUUCAUUCCCUGCUUUUUGACUCAUGUCAUAUAUUUGCUCAUUUUGUUCAGAGUACUGACAAACUUAAUCAGGUAAUUAAAAAUCAUGUAGCAAA